Messenger RNA from Helobdella robusta, 841 nucleotides. RefSeq lists its product as hypothetical. The record is from RefSeq and is a predicted model, not a curated record. Lineage: Eukaryota; Metazoa; Annelida; Clitellata; Rhynchobdellida; Glossiphoniidae. Bases 152 to 751 code for a protein of 199 amino acids. The transcript is spliced from 4 exons.
AGCUGGCUAAGAUUAGAGCUCCAUUGAAUUUUCGAAGCGUUUCUACAUUGACCUGUUGAAAACAAUCAAUCCGACGAGUCUUAUAUAAUGAGGAUCAAAACUUAACUGAACAUCGUUGUUCCCGACAUCAACUGCUGAGAAGGUCGCGAAAAUGCUGUCCUCAACAAUUCUCGCUCUCUUCGGCGCAGUCUGCGUGGCCGCCAUCAACUAUCCUGGGGGACAGAGCUUGUGGAAGGUCACUCCAAAAUACCACAUCCUUGGCUUGGAAAACGUACAAUUCAAUGAUAUUGAUUCAUGCCUGGCGAACUGCUACAACAGAAAAGAAUGCUUCGUUGUCGACUUCGACACCAACACCAAGCCGCCCUGCUGGGUGCAGACGAAGAGCAUGGUCGUUGAUUCCUCGCAACUGAAGCCCAUGGACACUGUGACCAACUACAUGCUCAGUAGCAAAACUCCUGCUGUUGCUGUUGCAGUCGUUGCAGCAAAACCAAAAGCUGCUGACUUGACUACCUGCUGGACAGUCACCCCGAAAAACCAUCUGAUUGGAUUGGUACAGGCCCCUUACAACGAUGUACCAUCAUGCACUGACUACUGCUUCAAACUCAAGGAUUGCUAUGCCGUUGAUUUCGACACAAACACCAACCCGAAGUGCUGGGUCCAAACUUCUCCUUCGGUUGUUCCGGAUGUCAGAAACUUGUUUCCAAUGGAGACCGUCACCAACUACAUUCUGAACAAGAGCUGCAAAAAAUAAUGAAUGAAAUUAAUAAUUUAAUUAACUCUCUAUCAAUUGAAUAUUUAAGAACUACCUUAGAAAUUAAACGGUUAACAGGUUUUCAAUUAA